AUGAAACGAUUGAUCUUGACUCAAUUUGGUAUCUAUUUAGUACCAUUGGUUGUUUUUAUUGUCGAAUUUCUUUUUGGUUGGACUCAGAUAAAAGAACUCAUUAGCGAUAGUUGUGACGUAUUUUAUACGAAUGUCUAUAUUCAAGUAUUUAGUACAAUUUUUGGAUAUGCAUUACCAAUGUUUUUGAAUGUAUUGGUAAUUUAUGUUAGUGUUCGUCAUGUUCAUUUAACAUCAACUUUACAACCAACACAACAUCAUGUUUCAGCUCGUGAAAAAUAUCAUCGUUUAUUAGUUAUUCAAUUUCUUUGUUUUUAUUUCAUUUGGGGUGGACUUUGGUCACCAUAUGUUAUUAUUUCUCAAGUAUCAUUUAGUGAUCAUAAUGUGAUGUAUACUGUUAUGUUGCUUAGUUUUAUUCAAAUAGCAUUCGAUCCAAUAAUUAUUGCAGCUUUAGAUGUUCGUUUUUGGCAUGAAUGGCGAAAAAUCUGGAUUUAUAUAAAAAAUACUAUAUUCUUCAAUCGAGCCAAUCGUAGGCGAAUUCAACCUUUAACAAUGAAUUCCAAUUCAAUUUCAGUUGCAGCUUUGUGA
Messenger RNA from Rotaria sp. Silwood1, 585 nucleotides. NCBI's taxonomy places the organism in Eukaryota, Metazoa, Rotifera, Eurotatoria, Philodinida, Philodinidae. The record is from the annotation of a GenBank genome assembly.